Molecule: messenger RNA, 2232 nt
Organism: Cyphellophora europaea CBS 101466
Lineage: Eukaryota; Fungi; Ascomycota; Eurotiomycetes; Chaetothyriales; Cyphellophoraceae
Exons: 2
Coding region: 1-2232 (743 amino acids)
Biological process (GO): positive regulation of transcription from RNA polymerase II promoter by galactose; DNA-templated transcription
Cellular component (GO): nucleus
Molecular function (GO): RNA polymerase II cis-regulatory region sequence-specific DNA binding; DNA-binding transcription factor activity, RNA polymerase II-specific; zinc ion binding
Source: RefSeq, a predicted model, not a curated record
AUGGCUGGCAACGCUUCCAAUGAAGACUCGCCUCAAUCUAGUGCCGGUGCAGAAAAGCGCAAGGCCGACGACGGGCCCAAUGGCUCUGGCGGACCGGCACACACGCGGUCGAAACGAAAUCGCUACAUUUCCAUUGCGUGCAAUGAGUGCAAGAGGCGGAAGAUCAGAUGCAACGGGCAGCAGCCCUGCGUUCGCUGCGGCAACCUCAACCUCGAGUGUGUCUAUGCGCCCAAUUGCUGCACAAACACCUUGAAGGACUCGGCCGAAUUUCAGCAGAUGCGCAACCAUAUCGAGGCGCUGCAGAAUCAGGUGCACGAGCUAUACUCGCAGGUGAAUGAGCUGCGCACGAGGCAAGACGUCGUAUCUUCUUUCCCGGCGCCAGACCCGAUCUUCAAUCAAGAUGGCCAUGCUCGAUCCAUGUCUGCGUCGCGCACGCUUCCUCCACUGGUAUCACCUAAAUCGCGGCCGCCCCAAAGAGUGCUCCCGCAGUUUCAUGGUCCGACCAGCUCCAUGUACGGCUUCGAUGUUGCCAAGUCGUCGCUCCAGACGAUGGGAAUAACGAAUAUCGGCGACGAGGGUGCUGUUUCACAAGAGCGUAGUCGCGCAGCCUCUCCACUGCCGCACCCGCAAGGGCCACAUCCUACCAAAGACCCUCUCUGGCUGAUCGACGUCAACGAGGUGACGCGAUUGUGCCAUGUCUACGAAGAAGAGAUCGGUAUCAUGUAUCCCGUUAUUGACAACAACAAGAUGAUCAAGCAUGCCAACAGUCUGUACAAAUUCAUUAACGCAUCGCUGCGGACUGGGUUCGGACAGGUCGGUUUCCCGGGUGCUGAUGCGUUUGAUGACGAAGAAACUACAAUUCUCAAAAUGAUUCUAGCCACUACUCUUGUGGUGGAGGGUAAUGGACGCAGUGAACUUGGACAACGCUUCUUCGACUCUGCUAAGCCCGCGGUGGAUCUGAAGCUGGUAACAAACACUGGGAUUUCAUCGGUUGUUUUGCUGGUCUUGACCGCCACGUUCUACUUCCAAAAGGACGACGAAACCCAAGCAUGGCGUUUCAUCGGCAUCGCCUCACGCAUCUGCAUUGAAAUGGGCCUGCAUCGCCGGGACUCCUUGUUGAAGCAUUUCACUAAUGAAGCCGAGUACCAGCAAGCCGUGCGGAUAUUCUGGGUCGUGUAUGCUCUCGAUAGAAGGUGGAGUUUCGGAACCGGCAUGCCGUUCGCGCUCCAGGAUGCUGACAUUGAUCCGGGUCUUCCAGAACCAGACGAUGAAUAUCCGUAUCUCAAACAUAUCACCAAGUACAAUCAAAUUGCGACCAAGGUCUGGUACCAUAACAUCGCAUACGAGAGCGGACAAAACACCAAGAAGGAUGAGAUUGGCUUCCUCGACUACCAGAUCGUGCAAUGGUAUCAAGACCUGCCAGAGUCGCUGCAAUUCAAUAGUCGCGAUUUGCAACGUGAGAAUGAAAUACCCAGCCGUGGUCGCCGCCGCCUGCGGAUGUUGAUGCAUCUGCGCAAGAACCAAGCACGUAUCUCAAUCUAUCGACCCAUCCUGCAUUCGGCGACCAGCAUCAUGGAGAACCGGCACCAUGCUCAGCAGGUAGUCGAUGUGGCCAAAGACACCAUUAACACCCUUAACGGCGUCAACCAAAUAUCUGAUAUCUACAAGACCCAGCAAGUUCUAUACAACUACUUUCUCGUUCAAGCACUGGCGGUGCUGUUCCUGUCAGUUGCACAUGCGCCCGCUGUGUUCUGCAAUCAAACCCGACAGGAAUUCUACACCGCCAUCGAGCUGGUCAAGGGCUUUAGCACCAGGUCUCACGUCUCUAAGAGGCUUUGGCGGACCAUAAGAGGGUUGAAGGAGAUGGGAGACAAGAUCGGCAUGCUGGCCCGCGGUACUGGUAGCGACAACAACCAUGAGACAGACGCUCACUCCGAUGCGGCGGCAGCCAUGGUCGGAAUGGCUGGGCACAACGUUGACUACGCCACAGCGCCCAAGACGAACGGCUAUGAUGAGCUUGGCGUGAGUCCAGAGAAUGCUCUCCAGAUGACCAACGAACUCUCCCACCUCUUCGAGCUGGCAGGCAACUUUGGCAACAUGAACGGAGGGACUCCGGCACCAGAACAUAGCUAUGGAACACCCUAUCAAACGAAUGGAGGGGGUAGCUUUGACUUGAACACGCCCUUCCAGAAUGAGCCUGAGUUCUCGAAGAUUAUGAACGAGCUCUUCUGA